GUCCUGAAUGCACCACAGAAGGUAGUUUUGAAAACGGUAACCAGGAUGUAAUAACUAAUAACUCACUCACACUUACUCCUAUACAUGCUUAGCGGGCGUACACACACACAGUUAUGACAUUUUAUAUUAAGUUCGUUAAUACACGUUAUUUGACACAGAGAGGAGUAUCGGCAGAUUUUGAUUAGAGGAAAGCGGAAGAUGGCGGAAAUGGAGUCAGAGGAGGAAUCGGAGCGCGAAAUUGGAAACGAGGACCCGAGAGGAUUUGAAAAUAAAAAGAAAAGGAAGAAGAGUAACUGUCAGAAUGAAUCCAGUCAGAAAGAGGAGAAGUAUCUUGUCGGGAUGGAAGCUGUGACACAAACAGACGGCAUUUUCAAGAAUCCACAUGGUUGGAAAGUUUGUAGGAGGAAAGUUUGGAGAUGCACGAGCGGUCAGGAUAACAAGAAGUGGGAUGGUUAUCAUUGAAUGUGUGUCAAAGCGUCAGAGAGAGAGAGCGUUUAGAGAUCACAGCAGUGUGAACUGCUUCCCACUUGGAGCAGAAGUAAAGAAGAAGGGAGUAGUAAGCGGCGUGCCACUGACAGUGGAGGCCGAGUCAUUUCGGGAGGUUGAAGAUGUGUGUGAGGCGGGAAGGCUGACAAGAUUCAGAAAAGGGGAGGAGGAGGACAGUAACUCGGUGUGUUUGACUUUUGAGGGGGAGUUGCCGGAAAGAGUGUGAUUAGAUUAUGUGUGUUACAGGUGAGGCCGUAUGAGAGAGCUCCUCUCAGAUGUUUCUGCUGUCAGGAAUAUGGACAUGUUGCUGCAGGAUGUAGAGGAGGCAGGAGAUGUGGGAGAUGUGGGAAGGAAAAUUGUAAUGUGGAGGAGUGCAAAGUGGAGAAAGAGCAAGCAAAGUGCCUGCACUGCGAGGGAAAUCACCAUACGGGAUCAGCACAGUGCCCAAAAAGAAUUAAGGAAGUAAAAAUGAAUAAGAUCAGAGCAGAAAAGGGAUUGUCAUAUGCGGAAGCUGCUACGAGAAUGGAGAGAAACGGUGAAAUGGUGGCAGUACAAAAGGAAAAGGAGCAGAAAAGAAAUGGAGAUGAUCAGAGCAUCAGUAUGGACAAAAAACGUUUUCUGGCAUUUAUUGCCAUGGUUAUAAAUUGUGCGGCUUAAAUAAAGGGGAAGUCGGAAAGGAUUAAUAUGGUGCUGGAUGCUGCAAGAAGAGGAAGAAGAAGAAGCGAGGAGCAAUUUAUGGAACACGUUGUUAAUUUCCUACCGGUGAGAUUGUCGGAGGCAUUUCGAGGUUGCGCCAAGCUGACUUCCGUUCGCCGUUCAGCGACGUUAGCGCGACAGUCUGCUUCUUCUCAGUUCUUCAAAAACAGGAGGUGAAUUUUGUGACCACCCAUCAUGACACUGUUUCACUUCGGGAACUGCUUUGCCCUGGCGUAUUUCCCUUACUUUAUAACAUACAAGUGCAGUGGCCUUUCAGAGUACAAUGCCUUCUGGAGAUGUGUCCAGGCUGGAGCAACCUACCUGUUUGUCCAACUGUGUAAGAUGCUGUUCUUAGCUACAUUUUUCCCCACAUGGGAAGGAGGAGCUGGCGUUUAUGACUUUGUAGGGGAAUUUAUGAAGGCAACAGUGGACCUGGCAGACCUGUUGGGCCUCCAUCUUGUGAUGUCUCGUAAUGCUGGUAAAGGAGAGUACAAGAUCAUGGUGGCUGCCAUGGGCUGGGCAACAGCCGAACUUGUGAUGUCCAGAUGUCUUCCUCUGUGGGUGGGAGCCAGAGGGAUUGAGUUUGACUGGAAAUACAUCCAGAUGAGCUUUGACUCUAACAUUAGUUUGGUCCAUUAUAUUGCCAUGGCAGCAGUGGUGUGGAUGUUCACACGAUAUGACCUUCCUAAGAGCUUCAGGCUUCCUGUUACUGUGCUACUUGCUCUCUGUGUCUACAAGGCCUUCUUAGUGGAGUUGUUUGUCCAUGUCUUCCUGUUGGGCAGUUGGACAGUGUUGUUGGUGAAAGCCGUGCUAACUGGUGCCAUCUCUCUCUGCUCACUGUUUCUCUUCGUCACUCUGGUCCACAGCAACUAAGUAAAAUUCAGCAUCCUGGGAUAAGCCUUCAACAACCUUUUGGACCGGGGUUUUCAUAAAUCAGAAGCGACUCCUGAUUCCAUUUCAGUCUUAGUAUCACCAUACAACACCAAAGUGUACUGAAAAAAUGCUUGUUGAUAUCAGGUAGUUGGACUGGUCUGAUGUACAAAACAGGUUAUGUACAAGCUACCAGUUGGUAAGCUAACCAGUUCUUCCAGUUUGUUGCACUCAGGGUGAAGCUUUAUUUGCUUUCAGUUCACCAGUAUAAACUGCAGGAUGAGUGGUGACAUCAGGAGGCUUCUGUAAUAUGAUUGGCUUACCUAAGCUGUGUGUGUUUUGUUAAAAGGUGAAUUUUGUAUCAGAACAACCACAAAUGAAUUGUGACUUUAUAAUUAACAUCAUUCUUUCAUGUGUGUUGUCCAAUGAGCCAGCGUAAAUGCUUAGAUUAAAUAAUAACGUGAAUUUAUAACAAACGAAUGACCAUGAUAGUUAAUUGUGUUGCCACAAAUGUAUCAAUUUAUUUAUAUACAAGUAAAUAUUACAAGUAGUUAAAACAUAACUGUAGCAAGAUUUUUUCUAAUCAUUGAAGCAAUUGUAUUAAAGAUUUAAAGUUUAACUAAAAAAAACUGAAUGCGGCCCACAGUUGAAAUAAACUUAGGUCCACUCAACAUUAGGACCACAUUAUCUUGAAUUGUACUGUAAGCAUCUGUGAUUUUGACAUUAAAGUGAUGAAUAUGUCUUUUUGUCUCA
Siniperca chuatsi (mandarin fish) is the source of this 2805-nucleotide messenger RNA. It is a transcript of the gene tmem147, whose product is annotated as transmembrane protein 147. Bases 1378 to 2055 code for a protein of 225 amino acids. The transcript has 8 exons. Lineage: Eukaryota; Metazoa; Chordata; Actinopteri; Centrarchiformes; Sinipercidae. The record is from RefSeq and is a predicted model, not a curated record.